This is a messenger RNA of Sinocyclocheilus grahami, 640 nucleotides long. RefSeq lists its product as uncharacterized. The annotation marks the transcript as partial. Gene Ontology annotation, molecular function: protein dimerization activity. The record is from RefSeq and is a predicted model, not a curated record. Lineage: Eukaryota; Metazoa; Chordata; Actinopteri; Cypriniformes; Cyprinidae. The transcript has 2 exons.
GGACUCAAUUCCCUUUCUGUGUGGGGACAGUGCAUCAUCUGACCAGCAGUACCAGCCCAAAAAGCGACAGAGGACACUGGGACCAGGAGAACAACAGAGGCUAGCUACAGAGGUAUGUGAUACCAUCCUGAUUCAUACCAAGGAGCGGUUCUCCUUCACCCAGCACCUCGUCAGUGCAACAUUGCUGCAUGGAGAGAUGUUUCCACAACACAGUGUGAAGUUUCCUGAAUCAGCACUUGAAACAACAGUGGAGGCAUACCCCAUGCUGAACAAGGCCAAGCUCAAAACAGAACUGUCCCUCAUCUAUGAGAACUAUGAGUUUAAGGUUGGCAGUGGUGCAGUGCCUCUGUACCAGUUUUUCAUUAAGAACAAUCUUCAAAGUACUUUCACAGAGACUGUCAGUCUACUCAAGAUCAUAAUCACCACGCCUAUGACAACAGCAGAGUCAGAGAGGUGCUUUUCUACUUUGAAGAGGAUCAAGACUUUCCUAAGAAAUACAAUGACCCAGGAUCGCCUUAAUGCUCUGGCAAUGCUUUCUAUUGAGAAGAAACUUGUCAGAGACAUUCCUGACUUCAAUAAGAAAGUCAUUGAGAAGUUUGUCAAUCAGAAGGAGAGAAGAGCAAAAUUCCUGUACAAAUAA